CACUUCCUGUGUAGCUAGUUCCUGUGUUGACAGAAACAGCAGAAGAGGAGGUGGGGUGGAGGGAGCAGAGCCAGGGAUUAGGGGGCCACUGAGGCUCUGGAGAUGAGACUGCCAGGAGUCCUUCCCCACCAUGAGCCCCCUCCACUCCUGCAGCUGGAGGAGUUUUUCCCAGUCUCGGUGCUCCCCUGGGGCGAGAGAGACUGAACAAGCUGUUUGGGUGGGAAAAAAGAGAAUGGAGGAAGUUGACAGGGAUGGGCGGGGCCCGUGGGGGGGCUGACCAGGAACCCAGCUUCCUGCUCAGUACCCAGGCAUCCAGCCCCCAGCUCACCCCCACCCCUUCCAGCCCCCACUCCCCUCAGGAACCCAAGGUUCCGGCCCUCUCCCAAAUCCCAGCCACCCCUCCCCCACCAGUUUCUCCCCUCCAGGGGAUGGAGGCUGAGAGACCCCAGGAAGAAGAGGAUGGUGAGCAGGGCCCCCCUCAGGAUGAGGAAGGCUGGCCCCCUCCAAACUCCACCACUCGGCCUUGGCGAUCUGCUCCUCCGUCCCCUCCUCCUCCAGGGACCCGCCACACAGCCCUGGGACCCCGCUCGGCCUCCCUGCUCUCCCUGCAGACUGAGCUCCUUCUGGACCUGGUGGCUGAAGCCCAGUCCCGCCGCCUGGAGGAGCAGAGGGCCACCUUCUACACCCCCCAAAACCCCCCAAGCCUAGCCCCUGCCCCACUCCGUCCUCUCGAGGACAGAGAACAGCUUUACAGCACCAUCCUCAGUCACCAGUGCCAGCGGAUGGAAGCCCAGCGGUCAGAGCCUCCCCUCCCUCCAGGGGGGCAAGAGCUCCUGGAGUUGCUGCUGAGAGUUCAGGGUGGGGGUCGGAUGGAGGAGCAAAGGUCCCGGCCCCCCACACACACCUGCUGAGACUUGAGCCCCCAACCAGCCCUUCCUCGACACUGGUCUCAAAGCUGGGCAGCCCAUUGCAUGCCCUCAACCCUUGCUUGGCAGGGGUACCAGAGACUGAAAGACACAGCACAAAUCUCAAUAUUCAUCUCCCACAUCACCUUCCUUGGGAACUGGACAGGGUUAAAGUCCUCAAACUCUGGGAACAGGCGAGGUGGAACGAGAAUUUAACUCCCCCCCAACAGGUCCAUGGGAGCUUCAGGCAGUAAGGGGGAUCCCAGGCACCCAUCUCAAAGAGUGGCUGGGAGUCUUUUCCCUAACUUGUGGGGACACCACCAAUUGUCAAGCUACUAGGCACUAGGGUCUGAGGGCUCAGGCCUCCACCUGAGAGGUUAUAACCUGAGAGACAGCUCCACCCUUCCUCCCAGUAAGAAGGGAAGGUGGGUGGGCACCUGAAAGAUUAAGACUAUUCUCCCAGUCCCACUACCAGCACCCCCCAUCCCUGAGACUGAGGGGUUUACAGGCUGUGAAUGGACCUUUAGCCCUGCCCACCCUCCCUCCCCACUGCUGCUGAGUCUGUCUGAUGUUUUGAUUGUGUGAAUAAAUGUAAUUCCCUCUGGA
Molecule: messenger RNA, 1511 nt
Organism: Symphalangus syndactylus (siamang)
Lineage: Eukaryota; Metazoa; Chordata; Mammalia; Primates; Hylobatidae
Gene: GPSM3
Product: G protein signaling modulator 3
Biological process (GO): positive regulation of inflammatory response
Molecular function (GO): GTPase regulator activity; protein binding
Source: RefSeq, a predicted model, not a curated record